Yarrowia lipolytica CLIB122 is the source of this 3342-nucleotide messenger RNA. RefSeq lists its product as uncharacterized. Gene Ontology annotation, molecular function: DNA helicase activity; ATP hydrolysis activity. The record is from RefSeq and is a predicted model, not a curated record. NCBI's taxonomy places the organism in Eukaryota, Fungi, Ascomycota, Dipodascomycetes, Dipodascales. Gene Ontology annotation, biological process: telomere maintenance; DNA repair.
AUGACCAUGUCAAGCGACCACAGUUUGGAUGACAUUAUGGGCAGCAUAGUUGUGGGGCGUCGCAAACUGUCGAUAUCUGACUUUGAAGAUGACUUUGAUAUCGACGAGAUUACACAGAAUGCCAUUUCCAGUGCAACUAAAAGAUCCAAAAGCACAUCAGCGGUGCCCCAGAACUCUGCAGUUUUAUUGCCACCCGAGUUCUCACUCUCCUCGACGUUUGAGGAUGACAUCGAUGCAGUCAUGGCAGAGAUACGGGUUCAAAAGCCAGCGAAGAAGCACAAUUCGACACAGGCGACAAGAGUAACCCAUGACAUACCCUUCCAGGAGCCUGAGAGACGCCCACAGCCCGUUCUUGAGGCUUCUGACAUAUCUAAGGAUAUCUCAGAUAUGGACGAUAUCCUGGCUGAUAUUGAGAUUCAACCAACGGCAAAGCUCCGGAGAGUCAAGAAGGCAUCUCAAUCGUCUCCCUCGCUCUCUCAGCAGAUUGAUGAUAUGAUGAACCAGAAAAAGCUGAAUGUGGACUCUCACAAGCCUGCUUCAGCACAUAAACAAACCAGUUCACCUGGUGUACCUGUAUUUCUCAAGCACUCACAACAACCACUACUACAGCUACAGCAUCCGCGCAGAGCAGAUCUGUCUUCAUCCAUGGUUCAGUCUGGUGUUUUGGAAGACCCGUUCUGUGAUGAGAUCAACUCAUCUCCUCCGCUUCAAGCUCUCGACAGCUCACCGUAUUUCUCUCAGAAGACUUCUGGAAACCUUUUGAAUCUACCGAAUCUGCCAGCAUUUGAUUUCUCAUCGCAGACGUUGCAGAGAUCAAAGUCUGACAGUCUCAAGUUCAACAAGAAGCUGAUAAGCUCGUUCGACCUCGAGGGCGAUCUGAGUGAUACAAAGUAUGGGGUUUGCGAUUUGGAGAGUGCGGGGCGGCCGCAGCAACUUAGGUCAGAGAGUGCGAGACGACAACAGUCUCGUGAAGCUGGACAAGUUAUGUCAAGCGUGUCACAUGAGACAAAUGACAAGCCACUUUCGUCUCUCCCGCCCCAUUCCUCUCCAUCGCGUGAACGCUCCCUGUCCACUCCCACCGAACUUCUGAAUUACAACGCAAGUGAUGUCAAGCCAACCAGUACUCCUCUUGCAUCUUCUCAAAUCGAGUGGGAACCAUCGUCACGUGAGUUAUGCGGCUACGAUGUGCACACGCUCAAUCUCCGUCAAAAGGCCAAGCUUAAGGAGUACGGUCGGUUGUCUCCCGGGGAUUUAAGAGACACGCGAGUCAAGCGGUUCAAGUCAGCUGGAGAAGCUGAACCUAGAGAACAGCAACCUGAUGGUGACUCUGCAGUGGCGGGAGUAUCCAAGAACGGGUUUGCUAACUCUCCUCGCAAGAACGAAAGCCGACGCGCUAAGUCUGAGUCGGCACCAAAGGUACUGCAGCAGCUCGACUUUUUCAACAAGUCGAACCGACCCCAGUUAGAUGCUGGGCUCAAGAGCAAAGGACCCAGGAAGAGCAUCCAGUCGCGUCUGUACACCACCACUACCCACAACACGCUUGUUGAUGUGGAUGGAGAGGAGGACGGGUUGAUGACAGUCCAGGUGGCGUCUCUAUCGGCCGAGCAACAGGCUAUCCAUGAUCUGGUUAUUAACGGCGAGACCAAUAUCUUCUUCACAGGUGCUGCUGGAACGGGAAAGUCAGUCCUGUUACGUCAGAUCAUUGCCAGUUUGCGUCGCAAGUACAAAAAGUCGCUUGACAAGGUGGCUGUGACUGCUUCUACUGGACUGGCUGCUUGUAACGUUCAAGGAACGACGUUGCACAGUUUUGCGGGCUGUGGGUUGGCCCGAGAAGACGUGGAUUCGCUUUGUAAGCGAAUCAGGCGGAAUAAGAAGGCUCGCGAUCGAUGGAAGAACGUGUCUGUACUUGUUAUUGAUGAGAUUUCCAUGGUUGACGCUCGUUUUUUCGACAAACUCGAGCAGAUUGCGCAGAAACUGCGCCGAAACAAGCGUCCCUUUGGAGGUAUUCAGCUGAUUGUCACAGGUGACUUUUACCAGCUUCCUCCCGUACCCGACACUAACAAGGAUCGUUUCCGGGGCUCUUACGGUGGCAACAAGACUAACACCGGUAUGGUUGAUUCUCGGUCUGCUGUCAACAGCGAUCCCGAAGCUCUUUUCGCGUUCGAGGCCGAAUCUUGGUCCACGGUAAUCGACAGCACUUUUCUGUUGACCAAAGUGUUCCGACAGAAGGAUCCUGUCUUUGCCAAUAUGUUGAAUCAACUCCGUACCCAGUCGCUAGACCAAGCUUCUCUCGACGGCUUUCUGUCUCUCUCUCGUCCCCUAUCAGUCCCAGAUGGUAUCAUUCCCACAGAGCUGUUCCCUACCCGUCGUGAAGUCGACCGGUCCAACUUCUCCAAGUUGUCCACUCUAGGGGGCAAGACUCACACGUUCGAUGCUCUGGAAACCGGAUCUGCCGAGCGGGAGUUUAGAGACAAGUUGCUAGAGAACAUCAUGGUACCCAAGAAGCUGACUCUCAAAGCCGGUGCCCAGGUUAUGAUGCUGAAGAACAUGGACCCCAACCUCGUCAACGGAUCCAUUGGUGUGGUUGUCGGGUUCAUGUCUCCUCACAACUUCAUCGCAGCUGAGAACGCUGCCGACCUCGAUAUUAUUCGAGAGAAGCCUUCAAAGCGGCCCAACAUCUACGAUGUUUCCAACGAAUCUGAGCUGAAUCAAUUGAACCAGCUCAUCGAGACAGGUAAAGUUGUUGGGGAGUCUUCCCAGGCGUCUGAAGAGUCGGCUUUCUUCUCGUCUCCUGCUCAAGGAGACUCAGACUGUGUGUUUGAGCGUCUCAAGGCUUUUCCCGAGGACGCCGAUAACGCAACAUUUCUUAAACGCAAGCUAGAACGUCGAAAGCAGCUGGAGGACCUGGCCAAGACAAACUUGGCCGCAAUGAACGGGGCUGUCUACCCCGUGGUGCGUUUCAGACGCAUGGAUCACACCUUCCGAAACGUGCUACUUCAUCCAGAGACGUUUUCCGUAGAGAACAUUGAAGGAGAAGUGCUCGCUUCUCGAACACAGAUCCCAUUGAUUCUGGCCUGGGCCUUGUCAAUCCAUAAAGCCCAGGGUCAGACUCUCCAGUAUGUCAAAGUGGACCUGGCCAAGACAUUUGAGAGAGGCCAGGCAUACGUGGCACUCAGUCGAGCCACGUCCAAGGAGGGACUCCAGGUUCUCAACUUCCUACCUGAGAAGGUGAAGACCCAUCCGAAGGUGGUGGAGUUCUACAAGACGCUAACCACGUACGAGGACGACGAGCCGCAUGAGGUGCAGCAAGAAAAUGUCCAGCCCAUGAGAGCUGUGGGGUAG